AUGCCCGACGUCAGCAACGUGUCCAGUUUGAAGGUACCAGUUACCGACGAAGUACCAUCCUCCAUCGUCAACCCGAGGACGCCUUCCUCUGCCGGCAGAAGUGAGACCUCGGUCGACACCAUCACCCCAUCUACAUCACCUGAUCUGUCUCCAGGCACUGCGGGCGAAAGCAGCUCCCUCGAGUCCACCUGCCAGUCGACUGUAGAAAUACUUGAAGAGCUCGGCUGCAAGCUGGAAACUUUGGUCUUUGCGGAAGAAACUACACCACCUCGAAUCCAGCCGCCCGUCGAUCCUCGUGCCGGAUCGCUGCUGCGCAAACAAGACUUGCCCAGAUUUGAGUGCGCUUUCGGAUUCUCUGGUGCCAUUGACAAGCCAGCGGACAUCCCUAAGACCAAGGAGGCUUUCACCGCUGCGCUCAGAGACGAGAUUGAAGUCAUUGGAGGGAUCCAGAGAGGCUUGAAAUCCUACCAGGCCGCCAUCAAUUCUGGCAAAUACCACACCUUCAGGACCGAGUUUCUCAUCGAUCAAAAUACCGCCUCUGUCAUCACAGUGCACCAGCUAGAGCAGAUUGCCGCGCAUUUGAAGAAGCUUGAGAAGGAUGUUGAGGAGAUUCAAGACUACAAAGCGGAGGUCAAGGAAGAGCUAAUGGACGCGUUCGGACAGGUACAACCAUGGGUUAUGCGUGCUCGGGCUAUACUUCGCCACUGUCACGUCUUCUACAAGAUUAACUUCGUCUUGGCUAGUGAGCAGAAGGGCAAGCAGCAUUGA
Cladophialophora carrionii CBS 160.54 is the source of this 768-nucleotide messenger RNA. RefSeq lists its product as uncharacterized. NCBI's taxonomy places the organism in Eukaryota, Fungi, Ascomycota, Eurotiomycetes, Chaetothyriales, Herpotrichiellaceae. The transcript has a single exon. The coding region runs from base 1 to 768 and encodes 255 amino acids. The record is from RefSeq and is a predicted model, not a curated record.